Messenger RNA from Xenopus tropicalis (tropical clawed frog), 1631 nucleotides. RefSeq names its product endochitinase A. The transcript has 10 exons. NCBI's taxonomy places the organism in Eukaryota, Metazoa, Chordata, Amphibia, Anura, Pipidae. The record is from RefSeq and is a predicted model, not a curated record. Bases 179 to 1234 code for a protein of 351 amino acids.
GCCGGGGACAGAGCAAUUGAGAGGUGAUCAGUAAGUUUGCUCCAUGCAACCUCUGAUCUGGCAGCAGCACUGCAGGCACAGCUCCCACACAAAAACCUGUGCAACUAGUUACAGAGAUAACUAAGUGACAAGUGACUAUUUCUCCCACGAGAGGUGUAUCUUGCAUUGGCAUCCCAGAAUGAAAGAUAACAGUUGCAAGUUACAUUUGCUUCCAGUAGGUAUAUUAUUAUGGAUUCUGCAUUCUGCAAUGGUACCAAAAGUCUUAUCAGCAGAUACUACCACUGAAUUAAGUUCUUCCCCAGAAGUCUCUCCCAUGUCAUCUACUGGACCAACCCAGAAAUCUGCUGAUCCCAGCCAAACACCACCUGUUACAGCUGAGAGCCCUAGUACUACUUACAAUGAAACAGCUGUACCCACAAUGUUAAAUGAAAAUGAUACUUCAGACCCCAUGGCAGGAUCGCAAUUUUCCUGCCAGACAUUUCACUGCAUGGAAAAUGACUGUUACAAAAAUAAGAAUAGUUGGACAGAAGUCUCCGAAGUGUGUACUCAUGAUUCUUACUGUGAGAUUUACCGCCACAGCAGCUCUCAUUAUGAAGCCAGAUGUAGCCAUCAAUGCACUCCAGGCGGAUGCAUUAAAGAUGGAGCAGAAAUGGAUAACUGCACUAUGUUUUGCUGCAACACAUCAAUGUGUCUCACUCCAGAGCAUGUCUAUAGUGCUGGUUCCAGUGGCAUGAGCACAACAUCAGUGCAAACAGGUACAGUCAUGCCCCCUACAACUGCAGCUGAGACCACCAUAGCAUCUAUAAUAACAACUGCAACCACUGCAACCCCUGCAACAACUGCAACCACUAUUGCAUACAGUGGACUGAAAUGCCGUUCAUUUAAAUGUACUGGAUUGAACUGCUUUACAAAAGAAGUAAAUACAACAACUAAGUACUGUCGAGUGGGAAUAUCCCACUGUGAGCUGCAAAAAGUUUUAGGUUCCGGAGGUACGAUCUCCUAUGAGGGUGGCUGUAGUGACACCUGUGCCACAAGCAAAAGCUCCUGUGCCAGCAUUCAAAAUGCAAAUUGUUUCCAAGAGUGCUGCAAUGCCACCAAGACAGGAUGCUGCAUGAUUCUGGAUGGCCAAGUGCACUUUAACACAGCUAUGCACAUUAGCAGAGGAUCCAUUUGGAAGCUUUUUUCCUUGGCUUUAAUUGUGAUUUUUACACCCCGUUUCUUUUCCUUCAUCUAAGAUUUAAUGUCAGUUAUUAAGUCUUUUCUUAGUUCAAGUACUUGGAUGCUGAAGAUACAGAGCUUCUGGAACUUCAUAUUCUUUGUUAUAAUACACAAUCUCAUGAGUGGAGUGGAGGGGAUGAGAGGGCACAAAAAGUCAUAUGAUUGGAAACUCAUGCUAACAUCACUCCAGGGGCAUUUCUUGCAUUGCUUAAUUAUAGGCACUUAUCCCAUUGGUAGCCUGGGAGUCAUAGUAGACAUCAUAUACAGCCAGUAGUGCUGUGUAGUUUUUAGAACUGUCCUAGUAUAAUUGCUAACUGACCCUAAUUUGCUAAGAUAUUGCUGGGGAUUUCUUUUGUUGUUACUGAUGAUUACAGUGACACUGGUUUCUGAAUAAAACUCCCAAUACACACCAA